GCCCAGUCACUGCACCGGUCACUCGGCUCUCUUCAGUUUCCUCCCGUCUCUUCCCCGAGUGAUAUAUAAACGGGAACGAGCCCGAUUUCUCCUUCGACUUGUCGAGUUCACGAACGCAAGGAUUCGGGGCGGAUCGCGAACCGCAGCGGCAAAUCAUGAUCCAUUUUGUGAUUCUAAUUAGCAGGCAAGGAAAGGUGAGAUUGACAAAAUGGUACUCUCCUUAUGCACAAAAGGAACGAUUAAAGGUCAUUCGAGAAUUGAGUGGAGUCAUCCUAACACGGGGCCCAAAACUCUGCAACGUUGUCGAGUGGAGAGGAUACAAAGUUGUUUAUAGAAGGUAUGCCAGCCUUUAUUUCUGCAUGUGCAUUGAUGCAGACGACAAUGAGCUGGAGGUCCUUGAAAUCAUUCAUCAUUUUGUUGAGAUAUUGGACCGCUAUUUCGGCAGUGUUUGCGAGCUGGAUUUAAUCUUCAAUUUCCAUAAGGCCUUCUAUAUAUUGGAUGAGAUUUUAAUUGCUGGUGAACUCCAAGAGUCGAGCAAGAAAACAGUUGCACGACUUAUAGCUGCACAGGAUUCGCUGGUAGAAACUGCAAAAGAGCAGGCUAGUUCAAUCAGCAAUAUGAUUGCUCAGGCCACAAAGUAGAAGCGCUACAAAAACACUCCUUUUGUGCUCUGUUCGUCAAUUUAAUUUCUUGUUGCAUUAUGUGCUGGCUUUGUUGUAUUUCUUUCGGCCUUCAUGUUGUGUUAUCAGAUAACUUCUUCAGGGGAAUCCGUUAUUGCGUUGUUUGCUGCAUUCUAAUAGGAGAUUUUUCGUAUUUAAGAAUCACUCAUAAUGUACAAAAGGUUUAUCUCAUCUUCCUCUGCGGACAAUCAUACUAUGUUACGCACUCUUCAUGCUAGCUACAAUUUAUUUUCAUGUUGUGGGGACGUUUCUGUUGGUUGAA
Molecule: messenger RNA, 942 nt
Organism: Ananas comosus (pineapple)
Lineage: Eukaryota; Viridiplantae; Streptophyta; Magnoliopsida; Poales; Bromeliaceae
Product: AP-1 complex subunit sigma-2
Exons: 7
Coding region: 156-641 (161 amino acids)
Biological process (GO): vesicle-mediated transport; intracellular protein transport
Cellular component (GO): AP-1 adaptor complex; intracellular membrane-bounded organelle; membrane coat
Molecular function (GO): clathrin-cargo adaptor activity
Source: RefSeq, a predicted model, not a curated record